UGGGUGCCUCGCUCCAAGUGCACAGGAGAGCCUGGGCAGCCCUUCCUGUCCCCUAAGGAGCUGAGAUCCAUGCAGUACCAAUCCCUGGUGGGGCUUGCCAUGCCCCUGACUGACGCCUUUGUGCCAGAGGCAGAGAAGAAGCUGGGGCUGAGCCAGACCCCACCGCCGGAGAGAGUGUGGGAGCAGCUGAGAAAGCUGGCGGGGCGCAGGAACAUGGAUGAGAUGGGUCCUGCUCUCCAGCCCAUCUACUGGCACAUGCAGGAAAACCUGAAGGCCUUUGGGACUGCCCCGGAUGGUGCUGUUGUGUGGACUGGCUCUGGGCUUGUCGUGCCACGUGAUGCUGUGCUGGGCUAUCCUGAGAAGCUGGAGCUGGGGAUGCUGGUGCCCCGGGUGCCCCCUGACUUCCUGUCCUACGGCUGCCUCUUCAGGGCUUGGGGGGUGGCAGAGGGGGUGAGUGAGGAGAGGGCGGUGUCAGCCCUGCGCUCCCUGGGGCAGGACAUAGACAGGCGCAGCUCCAGAGCGGGCACUGCCGCAGAGUUGCAGGUGGUUGUAGCUGUCCUGGAGUGGCUGAAGAGGCGGGGCCACCAGGGCGAGGGCACUGUGCCGGUUCCUGUGAGGAUCCCGCAGGGCUCAGGCUUUGCCCUCCGUCCAGCUGCCUCUGCCGUGUAUCUGGACAUGGAGCUGGAGGAAGAGGAGGAUGUUCAAGAGGUGGUGCACGAGGCAGUGCCUUCCAGCACAGCCAUGUUCCUGGGCACGGAGCGUCUCAGUACGCGGGUGCUGGGCCCGGAGCCGUUCACAGCCUGUGGCCCCUCGGAGCCCAUCACCCGACGCCUCCGCAACAUCCUCCAGGAGUACGGCGAGGAGGGCGACCUCUUCACAGAGAUGGUCCAGAACGCAGAGGAUGCUGGCGCUACCGUGUGUCGCUUCCUCCUGGACCUGCGGUGCCGCAGAAAGGCCGCCUCUGGGCUGCUAGACCCAGGCAUGGCUGCCUGCCAUGGCCCAGCCCUCUGGGCCUACAACAACGCCCUGUUCACAGAGGAUGACCUCCAGAACAUCACCCGGAUUGGGGCUGCCACAAAGGAGGGCCAGGCAGGCCGGAUCGGGCGCUUUGGGCUGGGCUUCAGCUCUGUGUACCGUGUCACGGAUGUGCCGGCAGUGCUGAGUGGGGAGACACUGCUCAUCUUUGAUCCCAAUGGCACCCAUCUGGGCAAGCACAUCCCCAGGGCCGGCUCCCCUGGCAUCCGCCUGGACUUCUCCAGCCGACCACGCAUCCUCCGUGUCUUUGCUGAGCAGUUCCAGCCCUACCACGGUAUCUUUGGGUGCUGCCUGCCUGAGCCAGGAGCCUUUCCAGGGAGCCUUUUCCGCUUGCCUUUUCGCACUGAAGAGGAAGCUGUGACAUCACAGAUUUGCUCUGAGGCUUUUGGUACAGAGCGCAUCCAGUCCCUUGGAACUGCUUUCCUUGGCUCUAACCGGCUCCUGCUGCUCUUCCUGAAGAAGGUGAGGGAGCUGUCCCUGGAGAUGCUGCCAGACACGGCCACUUCUGCGGAGGAUACCAUGCCUCUGGCCACGCUGCAGAGAAAGGAGAUCCAAGACUUGGGGGCCCCUGGGGAUCCCCCAAGUUGGGCAGCCAUCGAGCAGCUCUCAGCCUGUGAGGAGGAAUCCAGGACCACAUGGCACUACCUGGUUUUGGUGUGUCAGGGUGAUGGGGAGUUGUUGGAACUGUUUCACCAGAACACACAGGCAGGACUCCAUCCUCCACUUCCCAUGGCUGGUGUGGCCCUUCCCCUUGCCCCUACUGAAGACGGCAAGUGGGUGCCACAUCUGAACGCUGAGAAGGGGCAAGUUUUCUGCCACCUUCCCAUGCCGAUCAUGUCAGGGCUGCCAAUCCACCUGCAUGGGGCCUUCAGCAUCCUCUCAAAUCGCAAGGGGCUGUGGGACACGGCGGAGCGGGGCACGUGGAACCGGGUGCUGCUCCACAAUGCCGUGCCGAUGGCCUGGCUCCGGGCACUGGACCAUCUCCGUGCCAUGCACGAGGCAGGCGAGUUAAAGAACUAUGAGUAUCAUCUCUUCUGGCCAGACAUUAGCACUGCCCGUUACCCCUUUACAGAGGCUGUGACUGGUUUCUACCAGGCUGUGGCAGCCAGGAGUGGCCCAAGGCUCUUUUCAGAUGGCCACUCCUGGUGCUCGUUGCAGGACGCCCGCUUCCUGCACCAGGCUGUGGAGAGACACCCUAAGCUGGGAGCUGUGGCACAGCGAGUCUUUGCCAUCACCGUGCCCCGUCCCCUGUUGGCUGUGGCCUUGCCUGGGAAGGUGCAGGAGGGCCUCGGGAAGGCGCUGGAUGCUGGAACCUAUGACUGGAGCCGCUUUCUCUGUGAGCUUGUGCUUCCCAACUUGGAAAAUCUCCCUGACGUUGACCGGAACCUGCUGGUGCUCCAUGCGCUGGAUAUGUCUCAUGAGGAUGUUGACAAAGUGCUGCGGACAGUGCCCUGCAUCCCUGUCACCCCUCAUGGCCACCUGCAGCUCAUCAAUUACCUGGUGCAUCCCAGAGGCCGUGCUGCCCCUUUAUACAACCCUGAGGAUGGGCGCUUCCCCACUGGGAAUGCCUUCCUGGAGAGACUAAACCAACUGGAGAGGCUGGGCAUGGUGAAGAACACCGUGGCUCUGCCAGAGCUGCUGGAGAGGGCAAAGACUGUGCAGCUUCUCUGGAUCAAGAAUCGUGCCCAGGGCUGCCCGAGGGCUGCCUGCAUCCUUGAGUUACUUCGGGAUGCAGUGAAGAAGGCAACAAACGACACCCUGCAGGCCACUUUCCAGACUGUGCCCUUCCUCCCUGCUGCACAGCACACUGGUGACCCUGUGCUGCUGCCAGCUGCCCAGCUCUACCAUCACCUCCAUGAGCCACUAGUGGGACUCAUCCAACCUAUCUUGGCUCCUAAAAUGCUGGGGAAAAACUUCAGCCUCUCCGAGGAGGUAGCGUCCUUCUUGGGACUGGACCGGCAGGUACCAUCAGCUCUGGUCCUUGAGCAGCUGCGAGCACUCCAUCGUUUCUCCAACACUCUCUCUUUGGAGAUCCUGCAGUACAACACCAACUGCUGCUACAAGCACCUGAACAUGCUGCUCCGGGAACAUCCCUCCAGCCGGGAUGAGAUGGCUUCUGCAGUGGCCCCAGGGGAGCCCUUCAUCUUGGUGGGCUCCCGUUUUGUGCCAGUCACAGCUGUGGCUGAGACACUGUCAUUUGAGGCUGCCCCAUACCUUCAUCAGCUCCAAGACCAGUACAAGCCCUACAGAGAGCUCUGGGAGUGUGUGGGGCUGCGCCACACAUUCUCCUGGGAUGAUUAUGCCCGAGUGCUCUGCACCCUGGCAGAGACACAUGCUGGAAAGCCACUGCCUGCCGCGGAGCUGGAUCUGGCCCUGCGGCUCGUGUCUUGUGGCUUGAUGGAAGAUGGCAAGCAGCCAGAUGCCUGCCAGACCCAGCAACUCUUUCUGCCUGAUGAGGAGGGCAUUUUGCACCCACGGGACAAGCUCUACUUCAAUGAUGCACCAUGGAUGCCGUUGGACAGAGAUGUCCUGCUGUGCCAUAAACAGCUGUCCCGAGAGGCAGCCCGGCACUGUGGGGUGACCACCACACGCCACCGAGCACUGGAGAGGUGUGAAGUCAUCACUGACCACCUGAGCCUCUGGGCGCAGCCAUUUGGUCCCCAUGAAGAUUUGCCAACGCGACUGAAGAACAUCUUGAAGGAGUACUCUGCGUCCGCUCCUGAUCUGGUGAAGGAGGUGCUCCAGAACGCGGAUGAUGCUGGUGCGGGGCUUUUGCACUUUGUGUGGGACCGCCGGCAGCACCCAGUGAAGGCCACUUUUAGUGAGGAAUGGAAGAUCCUGCAAGGCCCUGCCCUCUGCAUCUACAAUGACCGCCCCUUCCAGCAGCGGGACAUUGAAGGCAUUCAGCAUCUGGGGGUCGGUAGCAAGCAAGGCCGGCAGGAUGUCACAGGCAAAUAUGGCCUUGGUUUCAACACUGUCUAUCACUUUACUGACUGCCCAGCCUUCCUGACCGGAGACAGUACCCUGUGUGUCUCUGAUCCCCAUCUCUACUACGUGCCCACAGCCACAACUGAGAAGCCUGGUAGCAUGUUUACUGUCAACACUGACUUCAAGAAGAAUUUUCCAGACAUUUAUGACACCUUCCUACCAUCCUUCUUCGACCUGAAACAGGGCGUCCUUUUCCGGCUGCCGCUCCGCACUGCAGCUGAGGCUGCCAAGUCCAGGGUGUCUGACAUGGUCGUGCGAGACCAAGACCUCAAGAACAUGGAAGAAACACUGGCUAAGGAAGGUGAGGACUUGGUGCUCUUCCUCCGACAUGUCCACACCAUCAUCUUCUCUGAGAUCCCCCCAGAUGGGAAAGAGUUGGUGGAGAAGCUGCGGGUAACCACGGAGCUCACAGAGGAGGAUGCAAAGUUGAGACAGGAUUUUCAAGCAAGAUUAAGCCAAGCCACGGAUGGAAACAGCCCCACCCCUCUCUCCUAUACCAUGAAAGUCAAAAAUAGCAGGGCCAAGACCACAAGUUUGUGGAGGGUGAUCUCCCAAAUUGGGGUGCAGGAUGGGGCUGAGGAGUCUCCAGAGCUUAAAUGGCUGCCCUAUGGGGCUGUGGCUGCCCGCAUGGAGCCUCUGAAGCGAGUCAUGGGCAGAGCCUUCUGCACCCUCCCACUGCCCUUAGUCACUGGGCUGCCUUUGCACAUCAAUGCCAACUUCUCUGUGGAUGCAGCCAGGUGCAGACUCCACUGGGACAAAGGCGGCACAGGGGCAACCUGGAAUGGCUUCUUGCUCCGGCGCUUGGUGGUUCCACUCUACUGUUACUUUCUCACCAGGCACUGGAAAGCCUUGGAGCCAGAAAAGCUCCAGUAUCAGUCCCUGGAACUCUGCCAGGAGCACCUGGACUCCCACUUCCUCCAGUUUUUCCCUGUUAUGAACGGGGUGUUACCUAUGUUCCAGGACAUGGUGAGAGAGGUCUACAAGCACCUCAGUCAUGAACGCCUGCCCCUUGUGCCUGUGUACAGGAAGUCACCUGUCAGGGUGACAAUAACCUGGGCAUCUCCAGGUGGAGGGGACAUGCUAACAGAGCCAUACUUCCUCAAGGAGGUGCCUCAGCCAGAAAUCCAGAAAGUGCUGGAGCAACUGAACAUGAAACUGGUUCCAGCAUUCCCCCACCUGCAGCAGAUCUGCGAGGAGUUCAUUGAAGCCCAAGUGAACACUGUUGUCUUAGGGCCAGACUCUCUCCAGCGCUUCCUCAAGGCCCUGGCCCUGCCUGUGCCCUGCAAGCUGGCUGAGACACCCCUGAGGAACCCAGAGAGCUGCUCCUACCUGCUGCGAUACUUAACAGGACGGAACAGGCACUCCCAAGGUACUCACAAGGAUGGGGACAAGGCAAUCCUGGAAGGCCUGCCCUUGCUGGCCACAGAAGAUGGUCUUCUGAAUGCUUUCAGCAGCCAGCAUCCUGUCUUCAAGAACUCCUUUGCCAAGCUCUUCCCCAAGCACAGCCACCGUUUUGCCCAAGAGUGUGUUCCUGCAUGGAUCCCACCUUGCUUUGUGAAGGAGCUUGACCUCCCACAGGCCAUACCACUCAUCCAGGAGGCAUUGGGUCAGUGGGAGUGGACCAAAGAGGGGGAAGAGUGGCUCAGGGGGCUGUGGACCUUCUUUGAGAGUGUGGUCCGCUCCAAGACCUCAGAUGUGACCAUGGAGUCAUUCAUGAAUCAUCUCCAGAAUAUGGCAGUGCUGCCUAUUCAGGGGAAUAAGACAGACUCAAAGCACCUACUGCCACUAUCCUCCCUCUCCAGGGUUCUUUUUGAGUGUUGCUCUGAAGUGGGAAAGGUGCUGCACAAUCUGGGCAUCCCUGUGCUCCAGCAGUCCCUGCUGCCCUGGAGUUUUGCCUACGAUUUCCUGAAGCCAAGGGCACUGCAGGUCACAGAUCCCAGGGCUAUAGUGGCCCAUCUGGCAGACACAAGAGCUGAUCUCUGCUGGGGGGAUUUAGAGGAGCAGGAUUUGUCAGCCCUGCUAAGAUUUGUCCAGCAGGGAAAGGGAAAGCUGGAUUCACGUGCACUGGAGCAGCUCCAGCACCUGCCUCUCUUCCAGAAGUCUGGGGGGGGCUAUGUAGCUGUGGCUCCCUACCGCAAGGUGCUGUUACACCACAGACAAGUGGCCUCGAAUGCCCAAGCUCUGUUUGACUUGGACAAAGACAUGCUGCUUCUCACACCAAGCCUGUUCCAUGAAUGGCUGGCCGAGCGUUUGAAGUGGGAGGUCACAGAUGACCAAAAGCUCUUCAUGACUGUGAUACUUCCUCGGCUGUCCCAGCUCACACAGCAAAACCUCAUGGAAGCUGUACGAUUGUUCUUUGUCAUGAAACCUUUCUGUGACGCCGAGAACGUGGAGGCCAUUGUGGCAGCUUUUCAGAAGGUGGCCUUUCUACCAGAUGCCCACGGAACACUGCGCCUGGCCUCCUACUUCUACUUUGACAUGCCCUCCUUCCACACCCUGCGGCUCCAAAACCGCUUUGUGCCUAAAUCUUUCUUUAAGGAGCUACGUUUGAACAAACAAGAAAUUGUGCAUUUCUUCCUCAAGGCAGGUGUCCGUACCAACCUCUCUGUAAAGGAUUUUGUGGCACUGGCUGAGGAGAUCGAGCGUGAAGCCACUCAGGCUACAUGCCAUGCUGCAGAACUGCGGGAGCAACAGCAGGAGAUGCUCAAGCAACUUGCAGCCCUGUUGGAAGAUCCUGAGUCAAAGGAUUUCCUGAGGAAAAUUGCCUCAAUCCAAUUCCUGCCUCCACUGGAUAUCCCCCCAAACUUAAUGAACCUUCACCCUCCUUUUGCAGACUGCACUAAGGCUGUGGCUCUGAAAGGCAGCGUUUCCUACUGUGAAAAUGUGCCUGAACUCCUGUGGACAUCAGCCACCAUCCUGCCAAAAUCUCUUGAACUUGAGGAGACAUCCCUGAAAGCCAUGGGAGUCCUUGUAGAGAUACCCACUGCCCUGGUGGUGGCCAACCUGGAACAUGUGUGCAGGGCAGCUUGCUUGACACAAGGGCAGGUAAGCACACGGGCCAAGGUGCUCCAUAGCAUGUACAGCUUCCUGCAGACC
This is a messenger RNA of Camarhynchus parvulus, 7119 nucleotides long. Its product is annotated as sacsin-like. NCBI's taxonomy places the organism in Eukaryota, Metazoa, Chordata, Aves, Passeriformes, Thraupidae. Gene Ontology annotation, molecular function: Hsp70 protein binding. The transcript has a single exon. The annotation marks the transcript as partial. The record is from RefSeq and is a predicted model, not a curated record.